CUGAAGCCCGCUAGGAUUGCCAACCAGGGGUCCAUGCACCGGCCGUGGGUCGCCUUAGAUGCUCUUGGGCAGGCGGGGGGAAGCUGAGAUGAUGGAAAGGAUAAGAAAAGAGAUGAUCCUGAUGGAGCGAGGCUUGCACAGCCCCGCGCCCGGCAAAAGGCUGGCCAACCUGUCCGACUCGGCAGGCAACGCGGUGCUGGAGGCCCUGGAAAACUCGCCCCACGGAGGCCGCCUCAGCCCCCGGCUCCACGCCUCGCUCGGAGACCUGCCUCCGACCAAAGGCAAGUUCGAGAUCGACGCCCUCUUCGGCCUCCCGCACCCCAACAGCGACGGAGGAGGCGCCGAUCUGGCCCCAGCCUCGGAAGGCAGGAAGAAGAUGAGCCACUACGCCGAAGUAGUAGCUCCGGAGUCCGAGAUGAACAGCGACGUGGAGGUGGGCUGCUCCGCGCUCCGCUCGCCCGCCGGCCUCGCUGCCUCCCAGCUGAAGGAGAACAACAACAAAGGCUACUCCGAAAGCGGCUCGACCCCCAGCACCACCACUUCUUCCUCGGCCUCCUCGGGUUCCAGCCUGGGAGGCCUCCACGGCGGGAGCGCCCUGGGCACUGCCAACUCCAGCGCCGACCAAGUCCGCAGGUACCGCACCGCCUUCACCCGGGAGCAGAUCGCCCGGCUGGAGAAGGAGUUCUACCGGGAGAACUAUGUCUCCCGGCCCAGAAGGUGCGAGCUGGCCGCGGCGCUCAACCUCCCCGAGACCACCAUCAAGGUGUGGUUCCAGAACCGGCGCAUGAAGGACAAGCGGCAGCGCCUGGCUAUGUCGUGGCCGCACCCGGCGGACCCCAGCUUCUACACCUACAUGAUGACCCACGCGGCGGCCACGGGGAGCCUGCCCUACCCCUUCCACUCCCACGUCCCCCUCCACUACUACCCCCACGUCGGGGUCACUGCCGCCGCAGCAGCCGCCGCCGCCUCCGGGGCCGCCGCCGCCGCCGCCUCCUCGCCCUUCGCCACCUCCAUCCGCCCUCUGGACACCUUCCGCGCCCUCUCCCACCCCUACUCCCGCCCGGAGCUCCUCUGCAGCUUCAGGCACCCGGGCCUCUACCAGUCCCCCGCCGCCGCAGCAGCCGCCGCCGGCCUCAACAGCACCGCCGCCGCAGCUGCAGCCGCCGCCGCCGCCGCCUCCUCGGCCCCUCCGUCGGCCUCGGCCCCCUGUUCCUGCCUCAGCUGCCACAGCAGCCAGUCCGCGGCGGCGGCGGCGGCAGCGGCUGCAGCGCUGGGCUCCCGCGGCUCCUCGGCCUCGGACUUCCCCUGCAGCGGGGCGGCGGCCGGGGCGGCCUCGCAGCGGGCCUCCGAGAGCGGCUUCCUGCCUUACUCGGCCGCCGUCCUCAGCAAGACCGCCGUGCCCUCCCCGGACCAGCGGGAGGAGGCGCCCUUGACCAGAUAA
Sceloporus undulatus (fence lizard) is the source of this 1441-nucleotide messenger RNA. RefSeq names its product even-skipped homeobox 2 (gene EVX2). Gene Ontology annotation, biological process: regulation of transcription by RNA polymerase II. Lineage: Eukaryota; Metazoa; Chordata; Lepidosauria; Squamata; Phrynosomatidae. The transcript has 4 exons. Gene Ontology annotation, molecular function: RNA polymerase II cis-regulatory region sequence-specific DNA binding; DNA-binding transcription factor activity, RNA polymerase II-specific. The record is from RefSeq and is a predicted model, not a curated record. Bases 59 to 1441 code for a protein of 460 amino acids. Gene Ontology annotation, cellular component: nucleus.